Messenger RNA from Penicillium taxi, 693 nucleotides. RefSeq lists its product as uncharacterized. Bases 1 to 693 code for a protein of 230 amino acids. The transcript is spliced from 2 exons. The record is from RefSeq and is a predicted model, not a curated record. NCBI's taxonomy places the organism in Eukaryota, Fungi, Ascomycota, Eurotiomycetes, Eurotiales, Aspergillaceae.
AUGUCCGAAGUAUCAUUUGCCAAGUCGUUCUUGUCCGCACUGGACUCACGACCGAUCAAGCUACGAGCUGAUCAUGUCUUCGACCCUCAGCAGGUUGGCCUUCAUGUGCCUUACACCCUGCCCCGCCUCCAAGCCCCACACCCGGCGAUGCCCAAGAAAGUCAAGAAAGCACAAGCUCCAGGCUCAUCAAAGUCAAUCACCGUUCACAUCAAAUCAGCCCGAAACCCUGCUCUGGAAUUCUCAAUUAUCAAGGCGCCCCUCUCUACAACAACCAUCCAGGAUUUGAAGGAUGCGGUACGUGAGCGCAUCGCCGAUUCUCAAGGAAACCCUGUGGCGUUGGAUAAGAUCAAGAUCCUAUACCAGCGCAAACCUGUGGGAGGUACUGCAAAAACCAUUGCUGAGAUUUUGUCCGACGAGCCUGAAAUGCUGGCUGGGGGUAAAGGUGUUGAGUUUGGAGUCAUGAUCAUUGGAGGGGCCCAGGUAGUUGAGAUUGCGGAGCCUCAACCGGAGGUACCACAGGCUGCAGAUAUAUCGCCGCCCAAGCCUGCUGUUGGGCCUAGUGGUGCUGAGGUUCUACAGACUGAGGCUUUCUGGAAUGAUCUUCAGGGUUAUCUGGAGCAGCGGUUGAAGGAUCAAGAGGAAGCGGAGCGUUUGAGUAUUCUCUUCAAGGGUGCUUGGAGCUCCAGUCAAUAA